Leptinotarsa decemlineata (Colorado potato beetle) is the source of this 5848-nucleotide messenger RNA. Its product is annotated as laminin subunit alpha-2. The record is from RefSeq and is a predicted model, not a curated record. Gene Ontology annotation, biological process: tissue development; animal organ morphogenesis. Lineage: Eukaryota; Metazoa; Arthropoda; Insecta; Coleoptera; Chrysomelidae.
ACGUCCAAGGCAAACACUGCGACAGAUGCAAAAUGAACAACUACGGUUUGGCGAAAGAAAAUCCGGCAGGUUGUUCAAACUGCUUCUGCUUUGGAAGAACCACCCAAUGUGAGGACGCAAUACACCACUGGAAUGAAAUCACAAGGAUGAAGAGAAGUUUGGAAGAUGAUAAUGAAGUUAAUGGAGAUGAGCUGAUGCUGCCAAAAACCUUUAUGGGGGAUAUCACGUCGUCAUAUGGUGGCAACUUGGUCGUUGACACCGAUGGUAGAGACUUCGAAAUUUUGCUGGAAGGAAACUCCGUUGAACUCCGAACUGCGAGCAAUUCCAACAAGCUUCAGUUGGUGGAGUCUGGAAAUUGGCGAGUGACAUCUAAGAAUCCAUAUUUUCCUAACAGCUGUAUAGAUCGUCUGACCAGAAGUUGUUUGAUGGUGGUUCUGCAGAAAGUAACUAGGAUUCUAGUCAAAGCUAAUAGCAGGAUAAUGAAAGUGACGCUGGACAAAGCCAGUGGCGGGGAAACUAAUUUUCCAGUUACGCACACCAUAGAAAAAUGUCGAUGUCCCAAGGAGUAUACAGGACUUUCCUGCCAAAACCCUAAUAGGGGUUACUACAGAUAUUUUCCGAGGGAUCAGCAGAGCUCCUGGAUAGAUCGAGUCGUAGGAGUGGCGAGAAAAUGCGAGUGUGGCGGGCACUCAAGUGAGUGUGACGCAGAAACGGGGUUUUGUAAGAACUGCGGCAAAAACACCACAGGUAACCAUUGCGAAAAGUGUACUGAAGGACUCUACAUGGACAAAAAUGGAAAUUGCGCCCCCUGUCUCUGCCCUUCUGUUGAACAAAACAACGCCAAAAGUUGCGCCCAGACGGAAGAAACCUUCAGAUGUGAAUGCAAAGAAGGUUACACCGGAAUUUUCUGUGAGAAAUGUGAUACCAGUUUCUACAGGAAACAAAACUCUACAGUCUGCGAACCCUGUAAAUGUAAUCCGCUAGGGAUUAUACCAGAAACACGAGGAAGUUGUAACAAUUUCGGAAAAUGCCGCUGUAGAAAUGGUUUCAACGGUGCCAAAUGUGACCAAUGCACUGGGAACAGAGAAUAUUUCAUAAAUGGAUUUUGUGAACGUUGUGACGAAUGCACCAUGAAACUUCUGGACUUAGUAGAUAUUCUAAAAAAAGAUGUUGAAAAUGUUUUUGAACUGUUCAAAAACGGAACGGGGCCUCCUUGGAAAAACUUAACCGAAACAAUUGACAAAUUAGACGGACUAUCAGAAAAACACUACGACAGAUUGGAAAGGUUCGAUAGGCUUCUAGAGAAAGCCAACCUCACAGGAUACAGAGCCAAAAUAACACAAAUGGAGAAGAAACUGGAUAGAAAUAAUAUCGAGGCUAAUAACAAUUUGCAUAAAAGUGAGAAGCUGCUUGAAAACUCGACCAGGUUGUUGGAAGAAACUGAAGAUCUUAGGGAACAAUUAGUAUCCAUCAUAGAAGUCCUUGGAAGCUCUGGAACGAAACAAAUGAGUCUUGAAGAAGCCCUGGAUAGAGCACGUGGUAUACUGGAGAAAAUUGAAGAGGCUUCGAAAAAAUUCAUCAACUACAGCAAUGACACUUUGUCGUUCUGCAGUAAAGUUGCGCAAAAAGUGGCCGCUCUGUAUACAGGCCCGUCAAAUAUACCAGAGAACAAGCUUGAAGGACUCAAGAAGAAACUAGAAGAUCUUUCCGAUGUAAUUUCCUUCGUCGAAAAUCUGGCAAAGCUAGCAGAAGCAAAAAACAACGAGAAUGCUAAGGGAAUAGAAAGGCUCAAAGGAAAAAUCGAAACACUGAAUACUGAGAAUGAAAAUCACGAAGUUGCUGUUGGCGAUAUCAUCAAGAAGAGCGAUGCCAUAACAGAUAUGCUGGAUAAGCUUUCGGAAGUCUAUGCUGACCUGGAAACUGUAUCGGAUUUUGAGGAGUUCAAGGAUGUUGAGAACAGAGUGAAGAGGCAGAUGAAGGAAAUUCCCCAGAUACAACAGAUUUAUUCUAAAGCCGUGCAGCACGUUAAAGAAUUGGAGGCCAAAGUCAAUGAGUAUCACAGUUUAUUCAACUUCACCAAAGAUGAAUGGAAAAAAAUUAACGCUAGUGGAGCAUACGAAGCUAUAAUAGCCGGUAUCGAAGAAGCCAGGACAUCUAUGAAAGAGUCUAAAGAAGUUUUGAAAAAUGCGAUUACGCUUCUAGAUCCAGAGAACACAGAUGGUCUGGAUGACAGAACAGAUUAUGCUCAUGCUUAUUCUGACAGGCUGAAGAAAAAGAUAAGCAAUUUGACCGAUAUAUCAAAAAAUUUGUCCGAACUACAGAAUAAACUGGUUGAGCUGAAAUACGGUAUUUCAAAAAACGGAAAAGCAAACAACAAUCUGACUCAAAUAGUCCUCAGAAUCAAUGAUGAUAUCACAUCUCAAACCAAAAUAGUCCUUCAACUGGAAGAAGCUUUGAAAAAUAUGUCGAAGAUUUCUAAAGACAUGGAAAGCAUCCAGGGCGAACUUGAAGAAAUGAGUCUGGAAAAGCUGACCGAUCUGUUGAAGAAGUACCAAAAUUCUGCUGAGCUUGCUGUGCCAAAAGAAAUAGCAAGCGUCAUCGGUAAUGUGUCAGAUGUCAGAAAGAAAUUACAAACACAAGCUGUUUUGCCUGAGAGAGAAGAUGAAUAUCAAGAUAGAACGAACAGGCUGGAGAAACUUAGAAACAACAUGGAACUGUUACAAAGCAAAAUCAAGCAAGCGAAGCAGCACGUAGACGCGAUUGAGAUUGCCAUGGAUCUCAACAACUGCCAAAUGUCUUACAGACUAUCCGAUCCACAGCUCUUCCAAAGUCUCGCCAUAACCUUCAAAUGCCAAGAGUGUAUGCUUUUCAAAUGGUCCAAAGGCAACAAGGAAGUUUUGAAACUUGCCGCCGAGAACCAGGCAGUGACGGUUUCAGCUGAAGGAAAAGCAUUUGACAUUCCUUUCGACAUCACCAAGGAGACAGUAAUCCAUCUAACAAAGGUAGGUGCCCUUUUAAAAGUCCAGAUUGACGAUGAGGAAAAGAGCGAGAUAGUUACAGAAAUGUCCGUCAUGAGCCCCGAAGAUAUUCUUGAAAUCGGAUCCCUGACAACGAAGUCUGUUCCAGACAAGGAAUAUGUCGCCAAAGUUUUGCUAAACGAAAACUACUUCGGUAUCUGGAAAUUCACAAAUAGUUCUGGUUCUUGCAAAGGAUUGAACAGAAAUAUCACUUCCGUCGACACUGGCAAGAGAAGUUUCUUCAACGGGAAGGGAUACAGGGAGUAUGGGAUCAACCAGUUUUUGAGUCCCAGAGAGCUAGCUUUGAAAUUUUACUUCAAUACUUUUGAUGAGAACGCAACUAUCUACGUGAGCAUAUAUGAGAAGAACUGCUCGUACAUAGCCCUAUUCCUGAAAAAUGGCCACGUCAAUUUCGUCACAAAACACAGUAACGGCCAAGAGGUUCUUCUGUCAAAGAAACUCAGAGUCAACAACGCGUUGAGACACAAUAUUGAAAUCGGUAUGACCUUCGAGAAAGGGAUCCAAACGUACAGUCUCGUUGUUGACGGACAAAAGCCGAAAAUUGUAGACGAGCAGCUGAAUAAAAAAAACGUUUUCAAGAUCAAGGAAGCCAGACACUACCUUGGAGGUGUUCCUCCGACUUUCAACAAAGCAUGCGUCCCCAUUGACACUGCGUCGCUUUUAGGAUUCUUGGGGCAAACUUCACAGAAAUACGAGCUAACCAAUGAAACUAUUUCUUACGGUAUCAUCAAAACUUCCAGAGAUGCAAUAACUUUUAACAAGGCAUGGAUUCACCGCAGUGGUCAGAUCUCAAUUGAAGCAGCCUUUGGAAAACUCCACAGCAUCAGCUUCAUCCUCAGACCCGUGAGUCCUAGCGGGGUUAUCAUGAAAUUCGAUAAACUCAACCAAAGGAGUAUCAACACUAUAGCACUCAGCGAUCUGAAACUAGCCAUCAAUGGGGUAGAAUAUAAUUUCACCACUCUCACAUUGAACGAUUAUAAUAACGUAGAAUUGAAGAUGACAAAAGAAGAUAAAAGUUUGACGAUCAAUGGCAAGACAGAGAAGCUCGAGGAUACCAAGAGAAUGGUCAUGGAUUGGGUUCAAAUCGGGGACGAGAUCAGUGGUUUCUCUGGAGGUAUCAGAGAAAUCGUUAUAAACGAAAGGUUAUUGGCAUUCAACGCAACAACUGUGAAAAACUUCUCAAACGUGGAAAUCGGCAGAGAAAAACCCCUACCGAAGUUAACCAGUUCCGCUCCCAAACUGAGAAGUCUCUCCAUUCCAAAUCUGUCGAACUCGAUGCAAAAUACUGAGAGAUGCAUAGAAUUCAACAGUCCCAAACCAAUACCGGGUGCCGACAAAUUUCUUGGUAGACCAGACAGCUACGUCCAUGUAAAAACAAAUUUCUGGAGAAAAGACAGGGCGCUGCAAUUCGACUUCAGGACCUUCAGUCCAGAUGGCUUGAUUUUCAUCUCGAGAGGUAGGCGCUCGAGAUAUAUAUCCUUGGAGUUGCAAGAUGGUCAGUUGUGGCUAAAUAAAAAGGCUGGAAAGAAAAAGUUCAGGUCUCUUCCUGUAGCAUCCAACCUACUCAGUGACGGUGAGUGGCAUGUCGUUCAAUUAAAGAAAACUAAAAACAAAUUGCUCAUCAAAAUCGACAACACUCAGAAGAAAACUAGAUUCAGCAUAAAUGUCGCAGAUGAGAUAUAUUUUGGGGGGGAUCCCCACCAUAAGGAAUCUUCUAGGAAGAAUAAAAAGAUACAGAGUUUGCAUUUCUUCAGAGGUUGUAUGAAGUCACAUUUUUUUUCGGAAGGCAGUGAUGAACUCGUAACUCGUUCUAAUGUUGGUCGAUGUUUUUCUAAUGUUGAAGAGGGUGCAUACUUCAACGGAAAUGCUUAUGGCACAAUUACAGCCAAUUUCCGAGUAGACGAAAUGAUGGAACUCAGCUUCGAAUUCCGCACCUCGGAACAGAACGGCAUUCUCCUGAGCGUUUCAAAUCACGGGGACUCUCCAGCUCUAUCGGUGGAACUACAGAAUGGAGCUAUCGUCAUGGCAGUGAACGUAGGAAACGGUGUAGUAUCAAACGUUACCAACAAUCUCGAUUCGGCCUUUUCACUCUGCAACAAUAGAUGGCAUAACGUGACCGCGGUGUAUUCCACUUCAGAGCUCACGGUCAACGUGGAUGGAAUCAGGAAGAGUUGGGUGGUGUCUGAUGUCGAUUCCGGCAUGGGUGAGAUGGAAGCGCCAUUGUAUAUUGGGGGAUUGCCAGAUGAUGCCCCUAAAGGUACCUCAAAGUCCGCAAUGAACUUUAAAGGAUGUUUGAAGAAACUAAGAGUGAAUUCUGAGCUGGUGGAUUGGUCAGAAAUGAAAAAAUUGAAAGACGUUAUGUUGGAUUCUUGUCCAACGGACCACAGCUAGUAAACCGUUCAGGCACAAUCAAUAGCCCGCGGUUUCACUGUAUUUUGUUUUCUGUUCAAAUUUGUCUCGAGCUGAAGAUUUGUAACCAAACCAAAUGAAAGUCUAUAGUAUUAUGUACUGAUAUGUAUUAUAAAACCCCAUAGCAAUUACGACACACUGUAAAUAGUCCAUGUAAAUACUUAUUUAAUUCUGUGAAAACUGCCAUAACUUGUCUAGUGGAUGUAAGUAGUAUGUUUAGGAAGUCCUUUGUAUAUAUUCAGAUGAAGUGUUCACAGUUCCGAUGAAAAUGAAAUCUUCAAUUGUAUUAUUGUUACUCCUCACCUUUCAUUCACAGUGAAUAUUUCAGAAGCCUUUGUUGUCAUCAGAACCAAUAAGUUGUAAAUUGCAAUUGUUAAUGAAUUAAAUAGUUAUUUACCCUA